AUGAGUGAUCGAUUGACAGUAUUCACACAUUUAGAGGAUUUGAAUAGCAGCUUAUCGACAUCUGUCAUCAAAAUACUAGCUCUAUUUGUUGUAACUGUCAACGAGACAACAACCGUUCUCGAGCAUCAUGAAUUUCAUUUCACUCCAGCACUUCACAAUCUUGAUGAGAAACAUAAAUUAUAUUUUGUCUAUCCAAGACCUCAUCAGCUACGGUCAAACAUAAAUAAAUAUGCAAUUCACUUCGAAGCAUAUCAACUCAAUGAUGAUAUGACAAUUGAAUUUUUAGCAGUCUGGAUAUAUCCAGUUCCAUUUAACUUUUUACCAUCACAACGCCUCGCUAAAGUAUUGAAAUACACUAAACGACCACAACUUCAAGCAAAUCACACGUGCUUGUCCAAUAAUAAUCCAUGCUUAAAUGGAGGAAAAUGUCGUCCAAUUAUGAAUAAAGUUAAUGAUACUCAAUCAUAUUGGUGUGAAUGUAGAAAUGGAUCAUAUGGGUCUAAUUGUGAAUCCAAAGACCAAUCGUGUGGUACAGAUUCAAGAAAAAUGUGA
Molecule: messenger RNA, 552 nt
Organism: Rotaria sp. Silwood2
Lineage: Eukaryota; Metazoa; Rotifera; Eurotatoria; Philodinida; Philodinidae
Source: the annotation of a GenBank genome assembly